Solanum lycopersicum (tomato) is the source of this 1220-nucleotide messenger RNA. RefSeq names its product ring finger domain-containing protein. Gene Ontology annotation, molecular function: ubiquitin protein ligase activity; zinc ion binding. The record is from RefSeq and is a predicted model, not a curated record. NCBI's taxonomy places the organism in Eukaryota, Viridiplantae, Streptophyta, Magnoliopsida, Solanales, Solanaceae.
UUCUAGAACUUCCUCGGUUGCUUGUAUAAAUAGAUAGAUUGUAUUGUUUUAUUGUUUUGAUUCUCUCAUAAGCAUUUCUUCUUCUUCUUUCCUUUUGUGUUAACACACAUUUUUCUUUCUUUCGCUCGUCAAUAACAUGGCACAGUCCAUACUCAUGCCUGGAAGAAGCUUCACAAUGUCCAGAAAUCAAGCAAGAAACAAAGAAACCAGAAGCAAAAAUCAAAAGAACCCAGAAAAAAAAAUCAAAAGAAACCCCAUAAACUCCACCAUUUCUUCUACCCAUGAAUGGCCAACAACACCCAUCGCUAAAAAGAAGAAGAAUUUCACACCAUUUAGGUGUGUGGGUUGCAGGGAAACUUCACAACUCUCUGUCCCUGCACCAAUUGCUGAUAGCCAAUCCAAGAAGAAGAAGAAGAAGCUGAGAACCAAAACCCUUAAUUUUUUUGAUGGUGAUUUUGAUGAUUUUGUUGUUUCAAGAAAACCCCAUUCUUCUAAAGGGAGAGUUGAUGCUGACAAGAUUACGCCCAAGGAGCAGUCUAUGCAAAGAAUGGUGACAGGCUCAGAAGACUAUCCUGUUCUUGAUACUGCAACUCUGGAAAGGCCACACUCGCGAGCAGAUUGGUUUGGAUUUGGGCAUCAUUCUCAUUUUGAUUUUUCUGAAGGGCUUUCUGAGUUUGUGAUGCUUCAGAAUAGUUUUAUGGGAGGAAGAACAGAUUGUCCUGAUCGAUACCGAAGCUUGAGGCUUAAUGUGGAUAACAUGUCAUAUGAGGAAUUGGUGGAACUCGGUGAUAGAAUUGGAUAUGUGAGUACAGGAUUGAAAGAAAACGAGAUAACUCAAUGUGUUAGGAGAACAAAGCCCGUCUCUUUGAAUAAUUUCUCUCAUUUACACACAGUAGUGGAGAAAAAUUGUAGCAUUUGUCAGGAAGAAUAUGAGGCUGAUGAUGAAAUGGGCAAGCUGGGUUGUGGACACUUUUAUCAUAUCGACUGCAUAAAACAGUGGCUUAUGCACAAAAAUAACUGUCCCGUCUGUAAAUCUGUUGCCAUGUCAACCUGUUGAUUUUCGUAUUCCUUUUGUAUAUAGCCUUUGUGCAUCCUGAAACUGAUGGCUCUUUUGUUCGGACAGCAGUUCAAUAUGAGACUUGCUGAAACAAGGUGGUUCACAAUCUUCAAUUGUACAUAACUCUAUCAGAUAAUGAACUUUUAAGCGUGAUGUUGAUUUG